Molecule: messenger RNA, 1384 nt
Organism: Thamnophis elegans (Western terrestrial garter snake)
Lineage: Eukaryota; Metazoa; Chordata; Lepidosauria; Squamata; Natricidae
Gene: IQCG
Product: IQ motif containing G
Exons: 10
Coding region: 70-1326 (418 amino acids)
Biological process (GO): cilium organization; sperm axoneme assembly
Cellular component (GO): sperm flagellum; cytoplasm
Molecular function (GO): protein binding
Source: RefSeq, a predicted model, not a curated record
AAAAAUUACAGGAAUUUGUUUAGACGCCCUAAUCUCGGUGAAGGCCCCUUCGGACGCUUUCUGGUAACCAUGGCGACCCAUUCUUUCAUGCGGAAGGAGUCUGGGGAUUCAUGGAGCUGGAUCAAACACACGACCCCCAAGCUCCCCCCUCUGGAUGCCAUUCGGCUUUCCGCUGUCCUGGAAGACUGCACUGACCAGCUGACCAUCCUGGGCUGCAUCAUGCCUGUCUCCUACGAGGGAAGGAAAGACGUGGAGAAUCUUGACGAACAAGGAAUGCAGGAGAUCCUCUCCAGCCAGCAGGAGCUGAGUUCCAAAUACAGGAACCUGAUGGACAAGAGAGCCGAGAGCCUAGCCAAAGUCCCGGCCGAGUUCGGCAAAGCGGCAGAGAUUCGGUGGCAGUUGCUGGACACCAGCUCCGACCUCAAGCGCUCCAACCACCUCUUCACCAUGGCUACCAAGCAAAGCGCCUUGUCCAUGGACGUCCUCAAGAAGGUCCAGGCGAACAGGCAAUACUCCAACGAUGUGCUCGAAAGCACCAUGGAUGAGAUGCUGAUGCUGAGGACCUUCCGGACCCUACAGUUGGCCGUGACUCUGGAGAAGGACAAGAAGACCAACCUCCAGAACCUGGUCAUCAGGGAAGAGAUGGGAAGGAAGAAGAUCAAGAGCCUCCAGAAACAGCUGGGCGAAAUCAAGAAGGAAAAGGAUUACGAGCUGCAGAACCGGAACGAGAUGAUUGCCUACCUGAAAGACCAGCUUCAGGAGAUGAAAGCCAAAACGGACAUGGAGAACCGCUACGUCAAGAAGGACACGGAUCUCCAGGUGGCCCAAGCCCAGAAGAAGUGCUUUGGCACCGAGAACGAUCUGCAGAACGAAAUCGAGAAGCUGCGGAAUGAAAUGGACCGAGAGAUCCGGAUCCACUUGGACAUCGAGGCUUUCCUUAAACAGCAGCAAACGAGCAUAGAAGAGAAGCUGGAAUACUGGAUGGAGAAGUACGAAAAGGAAACCGAGGCCAAGCAGCAGGCCCUCAACAACCUGAAGUCCUCGAGAGCGGCCGACCAGGCCGCCCUGCAGGAACUGGCAAAGCAGUGCCUGGCGUGCGAGCAAGCGAUCAUAGAGGACCGGAAGGAGAAAGAGAACGCGAGGAAGAAGGUCGAGCAAGACGCCCUGGAGAUGAAGAGUAUCUUGAAGCUGCAGGCCUGGUGGAGAGGGAUGAUGGUGCGCCGAUUCCUCGGCCCUUACAAAAACCUGAAGAAGAUGCUGGAGGAAGAGCCCGUCGCCAAAGACAAAGGGAAGAAGGGAAAACUGGGGCCAAAGAAGAAGAAGUGACGGAAGAGCUUAUACUGCCCUCCUCACUUCAAAUCUGUGCCCCUCGGAAAAGGAAGCG